AUGGGGGCCGACAGAGCAUGGGAACUAUGCGCAAACCUGAUGCGCAGAAAGCUCUCGGAGUUAAACAUGAUUCUGUUGACAUACUCCAGACUGUCGCAUUUACUGAGGAUGUCAGGCAGCAAAGCUUCAAUAUUCCGAAACGGGACCGAGAUGAAACACGGAGCUGGUUGCUGUGUGCAGCUGAAAAGAUUCCAGGGGAUGCAGUCAAAUGGUUCGAUUAACAAAAAAGGUCUGCAGGAUAGGCAGAAGCAGCAAAUGGCCAGAGGUCUACCUAAGCAGAAGCCCAUCAGAGACGUCAAACAGGUGAUUGUUGUUGCUUCAGGGAAAGGCGGCGUGGGCAAGUCGACAACAGCAGUGAACUUGGCUCUCGGAUUAAUGGCCAUUGACAAGUCCAAGUCAGUUGGUCUGUUGGAUGCUGACAUCUAUGGACCCUCCAUUCCCAAACUGAUGAACUUGAAAGGAAACCCAGAGCUCAACGAUGAUAAUCGAAUGAUUCCUCUUAUCAAUUAUGGUGUCCCAUGUAUGUCAAUGGGCUUCUUGGUACCGGACACAUCUCCGAUAGUUUGGAGGGGACUGAUGGUAAUGUCUGCCAUAGAGCGCUUGCUCAGACAGGUAGAAUGGGGCUCUCUGGACUACUUAGUGGUAGACAUGCCUCCCGGGACGGGAGACGUCCAGCUGUCCAUCACUCAGAACAUUCCCAUUGCAGGGGCAGUCAUCGUUUCAACACCACAAGAUGUUGCUCUGCUGGAUGCUCGCAGAGGAGCCGAGAUGUUUAGAAAACUUAACGUGCCGGUUCUGGGUCUGGUUCAGAACAUGAGCGUCUUCCAGUGUCCCAACUGUCAUCAUCAUACCCACAUCUUUGGAUCCAACGGGGCAAAGCAACUUGCUGAGACGAUCAGUGUCAAGUUUUUAGGUGACGUCCCUCUUCACCUAAACAUCAGAGAAACGUCGGACAAAGGACAACCCAUUGUCAUCUCUUCUCCUGACAGCCCUGAGGCUGAGGCUUACAGGAAGGUGGCAUCUGCUGUGAUCCAGAACCUAGAGGAACUUACCAGAUGACUAAAAGCUCCUUUCUCUCUUUGUUUCUUUGAUUUUUCUUUCAUUAUCUCUUUUUGUUUGUUCCUUUUACCAUAUUUGUGUUGAAAAAUUUGAAAAUGUAAAACUGCCAAUAAAUAAUUGAAUAAAAUUUUAAAACUUUAUUUAGGUGAAUAUGCUUUCACCAGGCUGGUGGGGUAGUGUGUUGACAAUUUGGUCAUUAACACCUUGAAGAAAAAGAGGUUAUUGCUACCUUCACAAUGGGUAAGUCUGACCUGCAGGCAUUACCAUCAUCACAAGACGUGUGGAGAGGGGGAAAUCUUUUAAGUUUUCGGGUGUCCACAAGGAUGCAGACCCCAAAAGUAGCUCUAUCCCCACAGCGAUAGUGAGAAGGCUCAGCAAUGACCACUUUCUGACCUGUGGUGACAGUCUGCUGUCUUCUGGCAUGUCUGGAUGAUACACUAUCUGCAUUAUCGCACACAGGAAGCCACUAGGGAAGGUCAUCAUUACCACCCAGAAGAUCAUUAGCUGCACUUUUCUAGAGGGCUCGCAACAUUCUGAGGGACAGCGAGUGUUUGAGCUGCUGCCCUCAGGUCAAACACCCUGAGGGCGGGUGGGAGUUUGUGUAUAGUCGCUGCUCCUUCAUGUUGAGAGGAGCCAGUUGAUUGAUGGAUGGAUGGAUGGAUGGAUGGAUGGAUGGAUGGAUGG
Molecule: messenger RNA, 1743 nt
Organism: Poecilia reticulata (guppy)
Lineage: Eukaryota; Metazoa; Chordata; Actinopteri; Cyprinodontiformes; Poeciliidae
Gene: nubpl
Product: nucleotide binding protein-like
Biological process (GO): iron-sulfur cluster assembly; mitochondrial respiratory chain complex I assembly
Cellular component (GO): mitochondrion
Molecular function (GO): 4 iron, 4 sulfur cluster binding; ATP-dependent FeS chaperone activity; ATP binding
Source: RefSeq, a predicted model, not a curated record